AUGGUCGUCGAUGUCCUUCACCCCAACCGCGCAAACGUUUCCAAGGACGAACUCCGUGGCAAGCUCGGUGAGCUGUACAAGGCCAAGAAGGACGAUGUCUCCGUAUUCGGUUUCAAGACACACUUUGGUGGCGGCAAGAGCACCGGCUUCGCUCUUAUCUAUGACAGCGCCGAAGCCAUGAAGAAGUUCGAGCCCCGCUACAGGCUAGUACGCUACGGCAUGGCCACCAAGGUCGAGAAGGCCAGCAGGCAGCAGCGUACGUCUUCCCUGCGUCUAUGCAUGGUGUCGCAAUUAUGGCGAUGGAUCUGCAUGUCGAUACAUGACACAUACUGA
Messenger RNA from Alternaria ventricosa, 333 nucleotides. RefSeq names its product ribosomal protein S24A (gene RPS24A). The transcript has 2 exons. Gene Ontology annotation, biological process: translation. The record is from RefSeq and is a predicted model, not a curated record. Gene Ontology annotation, molecular function: structural constituent of ribosome. Gene Ontology annotation, cellular component: ribosome. Bases 1 to 333 code for a protein of 110 amino acids. Lineage: Eukaryota; Fungi; Ascomycota; Dothideomycetes; Pleosporales; Pleosporaceae.